UUCAUCAUUAUUUGUUUGUUGUUGUUUUAAAACAACAACAACAACCAUCAUAACAACAACAACAAUAAAGAUAUGAAUUAUCAAAGAUUUUAUCAUCAAUCACGAAUCAUUAUGAAGAUGACACCACCAAAAACAACAACAACAAAAACGAAAACAACAACAACAACGAUAUUGUCAACGACAAACAAAUUAACAAUGAAAAAAUUAAUAAAAAUGUUUUCUACAUUAAUUAUAUUAAUAUUAUCAAUAAUAAUUUUUAAUCAACAUUUACAAUUAGUAAAUGGAGAUAAUAAUAUUACAAUGAAUAAUGUUUUACAGAAUAAUAAUCAUUAUAAUAAUAAUAAUCAAGAUCAAGAUCAUCAUCGUACAGGUUAUCUACAUUCACAUCAUCAUCAGCAACUGCAGCAACAGCAACAUAAUAAUAAUCAUUCACCAACAACAACAGUAACAGCAACAACCGGUAUUAAUAAUGAUCAUAUAGUAGGUGGGAGUAUUAAUGGCAACAGUGGCAAUAGUAAUAGUAUUUCAAUGAUAAUGGAUCAUCAGGUAAAUAGCCAAAAGGAUAAUAAUAAUCUUCAAGCAAUUUUACCAUCAUCAUCAUCAUCAUCAUCAUCCUCUCAACAAUCAUUAUCAUCAUCAUCAUCGACAACAUCGGGAUUUAUACCGAUUGCCAAACCUACAGCAGCAUUGAUUCACCAUCAACAACAGCAACAACAACAGGAUUUUUAUGAUUCUUUAGGCAAUAAUAAUAAUCAAGAUGGAAGAAAUCUUUUACAACAACAACAGCAGCAACGUUUCGUUUACAGGUGA
Molecule: messenger RNA, 810 nt
Organism: Dermatophagoides pteronyssinus (European house dust mite)
Lineage: Eukaryota; Metazoa; Arthropoda; Arachnida; Sarcoptiformes; Pyroglyphidae
Source: RefSeq, a predicted model, not a curated record